Dermacentor andersoni is the source of this 4453-nucleotide messenger RNA. RefSeq names its product unconventional myosin 61F (gene Myo61F). Gene Ontology annotation, biological process: actin filament organization; actin filament-based movement; endocytosis. Gene Ontology annotation, cellular component: myosin complex; cytoplasm; microvillus. Lineage: Eukaryota; Metazoa; Arthropoda; Arachnida; Ixodida; Ixodidae. Gene Ontology annotation, molecular function: ATP binding; microfilament motor activity; actin filament binding. The record is from RefSeq and is a predicted model, not a curated record.
GUCUGCUACUCCGUCGUCGUCUGCUGCUGCUCCUCCAAACCAGUCGCGAAUUCGCCCGCGUGCGGCACGCUUUGGGACAGGCUGCUGCUGCUGCUGCUGCAACGACGCCUUCUCGCAGACUCCCGUUUACCCGCGCGCGCGACACACACCGCUUCGGGAGACGACCACUCGCGACUUCUUGUGUCUCUUGUUGCUCGUUCUCCACGCGGUGAAGCACCGCCAAGUUUAAGUUCACGGCGUCAGUCACACCGCCAGCCUUCUCCGCUCGUGUUGCUUGCUCGCUCUCUUUCCGUACCACGCGGAUCCCCCCGUUGUUGAUCUUUUUUGCCCCCUUUGCUCGUCAAGUUUUCCCGGGCGCCAGUUCUGCUGGAGCGGUGCCGACCUUCACGUGGGCUGUUUGUGCAGCGUCCGUCCAAAAAGCCAGCCACUCGGAUGCCGAAAGGAGAAGCGGCGUGAUGGGACCACGCGCUAAGCGGUCCACCGCGGACGUAUUUGUGUGCUCGACGAAACACUUUCACCGUUGCCUGAACGAGUGAGCGAGGAGGAGGAGGAGGAGGACUCGGCGCGCCGUGGUUUGUGCGAGAUUCAUUCUAGUGCCGGGGCGGUGCACGGCUGGACCACGCUUCGGCGGUUUUGUUUCGAUUUGUGCCGGUGCUUCGACGAAAAGUGCUCGCCCGGGGCAAGCCCGCGGACGGAUCCCGGAUUUUUCCGACGGCCCACCGCCCGAACCGUUGAGGCGACAUGGAUUACUGGAAGCAGGCGAUGGAGAACGCCCUGCACUCCCGCGACCGGGUCGGGGUGCAGGACUUCGUGCUGCUCGAGGACUUCGAGAGCGAGCAGGCCUUCGUGGAGAACCUCCGGAAGCGCUUCACCGAGGACCUCAUCUACACCUACAUUGGGCCCGUACUGGUCUCGGUGAACCCAUACCGGCGCGUCGACAUAUAUAGCGACGACUACGUCAACCUCUACCGGAAUGCCAACUUCUACGAACUGCCGCCGCACGUGUUCGCCAUAUCCGACGCCGCCUACACGAGCAUGCACGAGGAGUGCCGCGACCAGUGCAUCCUCAUCUCGGGCGAGAGCGGCGCGGGCAAGACCGAGGCCUCCAAGAAGGUGCUGCACUACGUGGCCGCCGCCAGCCACCACUCGGACGCCGUCGAACGCGUCAAGGACAAGCUGCUACAGUCCAACCCGGUGCUUGAGGCUUUUGGUAAUGCCAAGACAAACCGGAAUGACAAUUCCAGUCGAUUUGGCAAAUACAUGGACAUCGAGUUUGACUACUUGGGUGCCCCCGUGGGAGGUCAUAUCCUUAACUACCUGCUGGAGAAAUCUCGUGUGGUGCAGCAAGGUUCAGGCGAGCGCAACUUCCACAUCUUCUACCAGCUCAUUGCAGGCGCUGAGGAUGCACUCCUCGAGAAGCUGUCUCUGCGUAGGGACCCCACGUUCUACUAUUACCUCAACCAGGGAGACAGCACAGAAGUGUUUGGAGUUGAUGAUACAACUCAGUUUAGAGUUGUCAGGGAUGCCCUAUCAGUGAUUGACUUUUCACUCAAGGAAGAAGAGGAAAUAUUUUCUAUAGUCGCUACAGUCCUGCACCUUGGCAACACGGGAUUUGUCGAGGAGAAUGGUGAAGCCAUUAUUGCACAGGACAAGCCUGUUGCAGCCAUUGCAAAAUUGCUGUGCUGUCCUGAGGAAGUUCUGAGAGAUGCUUUGACGAAUCGGACAAUUGAAGCAAGAGGAGAGCUGGUGACAACACCGCUGAACCGUGAUCAAGCCAUCUAUGCCCGAGACGCACUGGCCAAAGCAAUCUAUGAACGCCUCUUCAAAUGGCUGGUCGAAAAAAUAAACCAGUCAUUAAAGCCCCUGAAGACUCGCUCAUCUGAACGGAGGACUUUGAUGGGUUUGCUGGACAUCUAUGGAUUCGAGGUCUUCAAGAAAAACAGCUUUGAGCAGUUUUGCAUCAACUACUGCAACGAAAAGCUGCAGCAGCUUUUCAUUGAGCUCACGCUGAAGUCCGAACAGGAGGAGUACUACAGAGAAGGAAUUGAGUGGACGCCAAUCAACUACUUCAACAACAAAGUCAUCUGCGAUCUUGUGGAGGAAAAGCACAAGGGGAUCAUCUCUUUGUUGGACGAGGAGUGUCUCAGGCCUGGUGGUGCCACAGACAAGACAUUUCUCUUCAAGAUGGAACAGACCAUUCGCAUGCAUCCUCACUUUGUUACCCAUAACCUUGCAAGCAACAAGCUGAAGAAGAACAUUGGAAGGGAUGAGUUCCGCCUCAUCCAUUAUGCUGGUGAUGUCACCUACAAGAUAGAAGGAUUUCUUGACAAGAACAAUGACUUGCUGUUCCGUGACUUAAAGAAAGCAAUGGCUGGGGCUGGCAACAGCAUCAUCAAGGAUGCUUUUCCAGAGUCUGAACUUCUGAGCAAGAAACGACCACCCACAGCAGCCACACAGUUCAAGCUGAGUUUGCAGGAACUGAUGGAGAUCUUGAUGUCCAAAGAGCCUUGGUAUGUGCGUUGCAUCAAACCAAACGACUACAAGCAGGCAUCCAAGUUUGAUGAAAAGGUUGUUGGCCACCAAGUGCAAUACUUGGGCCUUCUGGAGAACCUGAGGGUGCGCCGCGCCGGCUUUGCCUACCGACGGCGGUACGAGACUUUUCUGGAGAGGUACAAGUGCCUCUGCCCCGAGACUUGGCCCAGGUACCGUGGUGGGACUGCCAAGGAAGGUGUGGCUGUCCUAAUCAAGCACCUUAACUAUGCCUCUGAAGAGUACUCCAUGGGACACACCAAGCUUUUCAUUAGGUUCCCAAGAACGUUGUUUGAAACAGAGGAUGCAUUUCAGCAGAAGAAGCACUACUUGGCAUCUGUCAUUCAAGCAGAAUUUCGAUGCUACUCUGCGAGAAAGAAGUACCUGAAGAUGCGGAAAGCAGCGAUUCUGAUUGAGAACUCUUGGCGGAGGUACCAAGCUCAGUGCCUGCUGGAAAAAAGGAGGAAUGCAGCAACCGUCAUCAGGAGAUUCAUCAAGGGCUUCAUCACAAGGAAUGAGCCAGAGAACGAUGUGAAUGCAAGGUUUGUGCGGCAAGUGCGAGUGGAGUUUCUGAGGAGGCUGGCAGCAAACCUGCCCAAGAGCGUCCUGGACAAGACGUGGCCCAAUGCACCACUGGUGUGCAAAGAGGCCUCCGAGCUUCUGCAUGACCUUCACCGCAAGUGGCUGGUGAGGAAGUACUGCAGGUCCGUCACUCCGAAGAGGAAAGCACUGAUGGAGUGGAAGGUGGAAGCUGAGGCUUUGUUUGACGGCAAGAAGCAGAGCUACAAGAAAUCGGUGCCGCAGGAGUUCCAGGAGAACAGGCUGUCUCAGGAGCUGGAACUCAGGAGAGAGAACAUGUUUGAGAAGUCUGUCAAACACCAGGGUGAGGUGACUAUGUACUGCCUGGAGGUGACCAAGUAUGACAGACAUGGCUACAAGCCACGUGACCGAGUGCUCGUCCUGACCGAUGCUGCCCUCUAUUUGCUGGACCGAAAGGACUUCCGCUCCAAGCAUCGCAUUCCCCUCAAAUCACUCGAGGGAAUCACUGUGAGCAGCUUGACAGAUGGCCUGGCUCUGUUCAGGAUACCACAAGAAAUGAAGCAGGACAAGGGAGACCUCAUAGUUGACAUGGGGUCCCACUUGGUGGAAGCGGUAUCCAAGAUUGCCAUGGCCUAUGGCCACAGGAACAUCGUCUCUGUCGACAAGAACAACUGCGUGGACCACAGGCUCUGUGGCGGCAAGCAAGGAACAAUAGACUUCAACAUGGGAGCCAACCCUGAAAUCAUCAAGGGAAAGAAUGGCCAUCUCAUAGUGGUUGCCAUGGCUGCGCCUGAGCAAUGCUGACCGACCGGUGCGCGUGGACUUGCCGAGUCACUGAGUACUCGUGCUUUCUGUCGAAGGAAAAGCCACGGCAUCACCCUUUUUCUUUUCAGCACAGUUGCGACUUUAGUGAUGCACCACAGCAGCACGCUGCCGCUCUGCUGAAGGACACGAGUUGUGUUGCCACCGCGUGCCUUGUUUUGUUAGAGUUGAGCACUUAUUUUUGUUAGCCUACAAAGUGUACAAAAGACAUGCAUACAUCCCUACUGCUCGUAACACACUUCCUUUUUGUCAAGUGCCAUGACUUUUCUUGCGAUGCUGUAUGUAUUAAAUGAUAGAGUGAAACGAGAAAAACUGCACAUACUUAAGCGAAGCAAUUGCAAUGUUUGUGACGCAACUAAAUUUGUUUCUCUCGGAUGCUAUGUUGUGUUGACAAUCACUUUAUAGACGUGCAUUUGCGACGAGCUGUAAUUGUUAAUAGACAAUGAUGCUGUAGUAAUAUUUAUGAUGAAUAAUGAGGAAGGUACUGUGAUAUAAUCAUGACAUCGAUUGUCCACUGUUUAUCUGUUUUUCUUUUUGCAAUAAAAACUUAUCAUGCACCAUA